AAUUUCAAAAAAUGAGUCUUGUUGAGAAGAAAGAGGAUAUUCACAAACAAAAAGCUGCAUCACCAGAGCCCAGCUGUGUGUCUGUGAAGAGCAAUACAUCCAUGCCUCAUCCGCCUGAUCUCAGUGAUGGAGCAGUGACCUCUUUCCUUAAGACUGCAGCUAAAAUGAGUCUCUGUGAGAAGAAAGAGGAGGAUAUUGACAACCUAAAAGCUCUAGAGCCCAGCUGUGUGUCCAUAAAGAGUGAUAUAUCCAUGCCUCAUCCGCCUGAUCUCAGUGAUGGAGCAGUGAUCUUUGACCUUAAGUAAGCGCAAUUGUCCUGUUUGAUUUAUCCACAUAACACAUCAAAUGACACUUUUUCAUUUCAUUUUAGGCCUCAGAGUUUGGUGAGUUGUAACAUUUAAUUUAUUCUAAAGCUUGUUCACAUUUUCAUGUUAUUCCUGCAUUUACUGCAGAGUGAAGAAACAUGUGUCCAGAUCGCCGAUGUUCCUUCUAUCUUGCUUUGUGUCAAAACUCUUCACACAAAAAGUUAAAAACAGUACAAAACCUGCAUGAAGACCAAGUAUGAGAGAUUAUUUGAGGGAAUCAAGCUAGAAGGGAGUCAAACUCUUCUGAACAGGAUCUACACACAGCUGUACAUCAUAGAGGGAGAGAGUGAAGGAGUGAAUGAGGAACACGAGGUUUUACAGAUGGAGAAAACAGCCAGAACACAAGACACUCCAAUCUACUGCAAUGACAUCUUCAAACCCUUACAUCAACCAGAAUAUAAGGUGAAGGACAAAAUCAAGACUGUUCUGACUAAAGGCAUCGCUGGAAUUGGGAAAACCGUCUCUGUGCAGAAGUUCAUUCUGGACUGGAGUGAAGGAAAAGCCAAUCAGGAUGUAGAUUUGAUGUUUGUGCUUCCAUUUCGAGAGCUGAACUUGAUUAAAGAUCAUCAGUACAGUCUUCACAGACUUCUGCUGGACUUUCAUCCUGAUCUUCAAGAUCUGCACUCACAGAUUUAUGAGGAGUGUAAAGUCGUGUUCAUCUUUGAUGGUCUGGAUGAAAGCAGAAUGACGCUGAAGUUUUCAGACAUUGAGAGAGUUAGUGAUGUGAACGAGUCUUCAUCAGUGGAUGUGUUGAUGUCAAACCUCAUCAGAGGAGAUCUGCUUCCCUCUGCUCUCAUCUGGAUCACCUCCAGACCAGCAGCAGCCAAUCAGAUCCCCUCCGAAUACAUCAGCCGUCUGACAGAGAUUCAGGGCUUCAAUGAGCCUCAGAAGGAGGAAUAUUUCAGGAAGAGAAUCAGUGAUGAGCAUCAAGCCAGCAGAAUCAUCUCCCACAUCAGAAGAUCCAGAAGCCUCCACAUCAUGUGUCACAUCCCCGUCUUCUGCUGGAUCUCAGCCACUGUGCUUCAAAACCUCCUGAACCAAGAUGACGGAGCAGAAAUCCCUCAAACUCUGACUGAAAUGUACAUCCACUUCCUGCUGACUCAGAUCAGCACGAGGAAUCAGAAGUAUGAUGAGAGAGAUCCUGAGAAACAAACAGAGAUGUACAGAGAUGUGAUAUUGAAACUUGCUGAACUGGCUUUCAGGCAGCUAAUGGAGGGCAAUGUGAUGUUCUAUGAAAAGGACCUGAUUGAGAGCGGCAUUGAAGUCACUGACGCCUCAAUUUAUUCUGGGAUCUGCACUGAGAUCUUUAAGAAGGAAUCAGUGAUUCACCAGAGGAAAGUCUACUGCUUCAUUCAUCUCAGCUUUCAGGAGUUUUUAGCUGCUUUGUAUGUGUUAUACUGCCACAUAUUCAAAAAAGAGGAAUUUCUAAUGUCUUUUCUGGAUCGUCGAUAUCAACUGUAUAGAAGGGAAAAUUCUCCUUAUGAGCUACUUAGAACAGCAGUUGAUAAAUCCCUACAAAAUGAAACUGGAUGCUUGGAUCUUUUCCUGCGGUUCCUACUGGGCAUCUCACUGGAACCUAAUCACAGGCUUUUACAGGAUCUACUGAGACACAUAGUACACAGUUCAGAAUCCAUCAUGAGAAUCACACAGUACAUUAAAGACAAAAUCAUGGGCCAGAAUUAUAUCAUGUUUGCAGCUGUGCACAAAGUCAAGCGAAGUGAAGCUCUGUCAGCUGAACGAUGCAUCAAUCUGUUUCUCUGUCUGCUGGAAAUGAAGGAUCAGACUCUCUACAGAGAGAUUCAAGAGUUUGUCAAAUCAAAGAAGGACCCACACAAUCAACUUUCUCCAUCUCACUGCUCAACAAUCGCCUACAUGCUUCAGAU
Molecule: messenger RNA, 2248 nt
Organism: Danio rerio (zebrafish)
Lineage: Eukaryota; Metazoa; Chordata; Actinopteri; Cypriniformes; Danionidae
Source: RefSeq, a predicted model, not a curated record